This is a messenger RNA of Fimicolochytrium jonesii, 1816 nucleotides long. Its product is annotated as cation efflux family-domain-containing protein. Gene Ontology annotation, molecular function: monoatomic cation transmembrane transporter activity. Lineage: Eukaryota; Fungi; Chytridiomycota; Chytridiomycetes; Spizellomycetales; Powellomycetaceae. Gene Ontology annotation, cellular component: membrane. The record is from RefSeq and is a predicted model, not a curated record. Bases 493 to 1563 code for a protein of 356 amino acids. The transcript is spliced from 14 exons. Gene Ontology annotation, biological process: transmembrane transport; zinc ion transport.
GGCCUCGUCUCAUUCCUGGUCUCAUUCCUUCUCCCCUUUCCCAAAACACCUCACAACAAAGUACAUACAACACAAUGCACAUAAUACUAACAGCAGCUCGCAGCUGCACACAUCGCUCCGCCCGGCUGGCCUCGCACUCCACCAUAACCGCCAUCCUCUUCGCCCUCCCAUCUUCAUCCACCGCCAGAAGAACAACAACAGGAUGGAACCCGCAACGUCACCAACGGUCAACGCCAACGUUGCUAUUGCACACGAUACCACCGAUACCGCCGGUGGGCAGUCAUAAUAGCAUGGGGAAGCUGCAUAUGCGGACGGGGGAUGUGCAGCCGGGGAUACGGCCUUCUGCAGGUGCGGGAUGGCGGGAGACGCGCGGAGUAGUUGUGGUGUGGUGUGGUGUAGUGUGGGUUGACGGAUGACGAAGGAGAAUGGGGAACUGAUUGUGGAGUUUGCUGAAUUGUAGAUCUCGCGGAGUAUAAGAGCCAGGUCCGGCAGAUGAAGAGAGAGGCGUCGGAAGUGAAGCAACGGGUGAACGCAAAGCGGACGCUGCAGGGAUCGCAGAAGGUUGUCGGUUUGGCGAUGAUCAGCAACAUCGCAUUGUUCUCCGGGAAGCUGUAUGCAGCAUGGCAGUCUGGGUCGGCGUCGAUGUUCUCGGAGGCGCUGCAUUCGCUGGCGGAUGUGCUGAACGAGAGUCUGUUGAUGUGGGGUAUAUGGAGAUCAUUACGGCAGCCAGAUCCACAACAUCCAUACGGCUUCACAGCUGAGCGCUACGCGUGGGCCCUAGUAAGCGGAGUAGGCAUCUUCUUCCUGGGCGGCGGCGUUUCCCUCUACCACGGCAUCAGCGGCCUCAUGUCCGCCAACCACGUGUUGGGCGACAUGACGUCGUCGUGGUGUGUCCUUGGCGCAUCGUUGGUGUUUGAAGGAGCUACGAUGACGUAUGCGUACAAGCAUAUUGCCCAGAGCGCGCGGACGGCUGGUGUGAGCGUUACGGACUACCUAAAGAGGGGCGCCGAUCCCACGGCCGUGCAAGUCUUCGCCGAGGAUUGUGCCGCCGUCUCAGGCGUCGCCAUCGCGGGCACCUGUCUCGGUCUCACCAAACUGCUCAACAACCCCAUGAUCGACUCCCUCGGGUCCAUCACCAUCGGCAUUCUGCUCUCGGGCGUCGCUGCGUUUUUGAUCAAACGGAACAUUGCUGGGUUGGUGGAGACGAGGAUGCCGGUGGGGAAGGAGAGGGAGAUUGUGGAGGAGUUGGAGGCGGAUCCAAUUGUUAGCUCGGUACAGGACGUGAAGUCGACCGCCCUCGGUACAGAGUCCGCGCGGUUCAAAGCCGAAAUCCUCUUCAACGGCGAAGAAGUAACGCAACGCUACAUCCAACGCAAUCGCGCUCACUUCCAAUCCGAAAUCGCACUCUUGAAAACACUCACCACCGAAAAGGAGAUUGAGGAGUGGACGAAACGACAGGGCGGGAGGAUCGUGAGCACUUUGGGGAAUGAGGUUGAUCGGUUGGAGUUGAAGAUUAUUACAAAGCGGCCGGAAGUGAAGCAUAUUGAUUUGGAGAUAUUGUGAAGCACCCGUCGAAUGUUCUAUAUACGUACACCAUCGCAGGAUCUGCCCACCGCCCGUGAUAUACCUACUAUGCACAUACACGUCGGCAGUCCAGCACAUAGGUUCCGUUUAUGUAGAUACGACGCAUCUUCCUGUAAUAUAGUGUACACUUCUAUGAAACUUCGUUGCCUGGGCCAUGAACCGCUGGGCUGCUUCAAAUCCACAUUACGCAGCGAGACCUCCGCCUCCGGUCACAGUCUCCGGUGGUGGUGUC